This is a messenger RNA of Raphanus sativus (radish), 1300 nucleotides long. Its product is annotated as MLP-like protein 328. Lineage: Eukaryota; Viridiplantae; Streptophyta; Magnoliopsida; Brassicales; Brassicaceae. The record is from RefSeq and is a predicted model, not a curated record. The transcript has 4 exons. Gene Ontology annotation, biological process: defense response. The coding region runs from base 595 to 1050 and encodes 151 amino acids.
AACGUCUAAAAGAAAAAGGACUUUAACAAACUAUGAAAACGGUACCUGACCCUCCUCGCAAUAGCGUCAAUCCUCCACUAUCACGAUCCAUCUAGCUUUCUCCUUGAGUCAAAUUCUGUAACCAACUUUGGCCACCACAGGCGAUAUAUGAUUGAUACUGGUGACCUUGCGUAACACUUUUAGCGAUCUUCAUCGCUACGACGGGUGCCACCAGGACUCCCACUUCAUUGGAGAUAAUUUUUUGAUUCUUCCGCGCGAGAUCCCAUGUAAAAAUGGGUCAUAAGUCUAAAUUUAAAUCUCAAUAUAUUGAGGAUCAUCACCUCACCUGAACCACCAUAUCGUAUUUAUGCAUGACGGUACUCUUUGCGCCAUGUUGCAGAACCUCUUGGAUAAUAUGGGCCGAAUAACGAGUUUAAGACGGGUAACAAAGCAGAACCCUAUCAAGUGAGUGAUCAAAGAAACGGUACCAUCACAUUCAUUAUAUAUAAGUCAUAGCGGCGACAGGAGUUAUACCAUCGAAGAAACCAAAAAGGAGAGACUAAGCAUAAAAACGAGAGAGAGAUUAGACCAAAAAAAAAAACGAGAGAGAGAGAAAUGGCGACGUCGGGAACAUAUGUGACGGAGGUUCCUUUAAAAGGGACGGCGGAGAAACACUACAAGAGGUGGAAGAGCGAGAAUUUUCUCUUCCCUGAUGCCAUCGGCCACCACAUUCAAAAUGUUACUGUUCACGACGGCGAAUGGGACUCCCAAGGGGGUAUCAAGAUUUGGAACUACACAUUGGAUGGAAAGCAGGAGGUAUUCAAGGAGAAGAGAGAGAUAGGCGAUGAGAAUAAAACAAUGACGGUUAGAGGACUUGAAGGUCACGUGAUGGAGCUGUUCAAGGUUUAUGACCUCAUCGGCCAAUUUAUUCCCAAGACUGAAGAUAGUUGCAUCUGUAAAAUCACUAUGGUUUGGGAGAAGCGCAACAAUGAAGUCCCCGAACCAAGCAGCUACAUGAAACUCCUCAAGAGCAUGGUUGUAGACAUGGAGGACCACGUUCUCAAAGCUUAAUCAAGAUCAUCAUGAUCACCACUACCAUCAAAAUUAUCACUCUCUCGAUGUACUUUCAAGGUGUUCUCAAUAUAUAAUAAUGAAUAAGUGUGGUCUUUUACGCGGAGUUACAUUUCUAUGAAACCGUUUGUUUUUGUAAGGUGCUUUUUCUUUUGACAUGUUUUGUAAGAUUGUUUAAGUAUCGAGUUCUAUGUAAUGAUACUUAAGAAUAAUGUAUGUUCUUCAUCUUUAAUGAAUUUACUAUUUUCCA